UUUUAAAAUUGUGCUUGCUGUCAUGAUUGAACAAUUUAUUUUCGUAUUGAAUAAAUUCAACGGAAUUAGAGCUAAUAUUGAGGGUGAAAUAAGCGUGUGUCGGUUGACGAAUUCAACUAAUGAAACGGAAUCGUGUAGAAUUUUUUCUUCCUUUUAUUUGAUGGAUUCGAAAUGCGCCACGUGCAAAUAUGGACCAAAAACAUAUGCCUGCACGCGGUAUUACCUAAGAAUCGACCGCGAAUACCGCGCUUUUGGCUCGUAUUCGGAGCUCCCCCCACUCUCAAUUCUCUUUAUAAAUGCACGCGAGUUACGUAAUGACCGACUAAGAAUACUGUGCCGUCCGAUUGGGGGAUUUUCGCAGCUUCGUCUCUAUCGGUAUAAAAUGAAAAAAUCACAAAAUAUGAUCGAUCCCGACUCGAGAUUACUUCAGUCGAGUCCCGCAGUCUCCCGAUGUUUCAUCGAAUUGAAAAUCUUCGUCAAACGAGUGUCGUGCAACAGUUUGUCGGCUGAUAAUGGAAGCAACAUUGCAGAAACUUUUGGAAUCGGAUGAAAAUGUCAAGCAGCCCACCGAGGAGUUGCGCGAAACUUUCAAAAACCCCGAAAGCAGUUCGCUCCUGUUCCAGCUGAUGGUCGCUUCUCAAAAUCCCAUGAUCAGGCAGUACGCUGCCGUGCUUCUGAAAAAGCGCCAUUCGCAGUUGAAAAAUUGGACGAAACUCCCAGUCGAGGCUCGCACACAAGCGAAACAGUUGGUCGUGCAGGCAUUUUUCAAACGACAGAGUCUCAGCGAAGAGGCGGACGGGAAGGUGCAAAAGGCGGUUGUCGAGCUGACGCGAACGAUAGUGAAGCACGAAUCGCCGAACAACGGAUGCCCACAGAUAUUCGAAACGAUAAAAGCGUUAGCGUCGAGUGGGAAUCUCGCUAAAAAAGAGCUGGGAAUGUACGCAAUUGAAAAAACCGCAGGAACAGUUCCGAGUGCAUACGUCGAUCGGAGUGCGUCGAUUGUCGAUAUUUUAAUCGAAAUUCUGCAACCGCCGACCGAAGGGACGAAGUCUCUGCUGGUGCAGGCCGUCAAGAGUCUCGCAGCGCUCGUAAGACACGUGGAAAGUGCAAGUCUGCGAGCAGCCAAUCCUCGUUUUCUCGAGAUUGGUUUGGAACUCGUGCAAAGUACAAACGACCCGGAAGUUCGUAAAACUGUCUACGGAUUGCUCGCGUCAAUCAGCAGAGUUCUGAAAAAAAAUAUGGCGCCGGCAUUACCCAGGAUAGUUGACUCUGUCAUCGAGGGUUUGUCCCGAGCCGAAGAUGCGGUCAAUAACGAGAGCGUCGAAAAUCCCAGUCUUUCGUUCCCAGUUUUCGAUGUUGGCAGCGACCUCGACGAGGGGGACGAAGACGUCGAGGAUUCCGAUGACGAGGACGCUGCUCGUCGCGGACCGAGAAGUCCCUGGGUCGAGGAAAAGAUCGAAGCGAUAUCGGCGUUGAGGCAAAUGGCCGAGAGUAGCGAGGAAGCGUUUUUGCCAAGCCUGAAAAAAUCCUUCGACGAGACACUCAAACUGACGAUUCAUUCUGACGCGGACGUGAGAGAAGCAGCGAUCGAUGCGCUGCUGCAAUUUUCUCUGAAUCUGUCAAAAUUUAGUGGGGCCGAGUGUCGAGAGGAGUUGUCGAAAGCGUUGUCGCUUCUAGUGCCGAAACUGUCGCACUCGAUAAGUCACGAUCCUGAGAAAUCGGUCGCGAUGAGCGGAAUGUGGGCUUACGCGAAAAUGUUGAAGGAAAUAAAUAACGAGGUUUUAUUGGGCGACGGUCAUCGAGCCGCGAUCGUUCAGUGCGUCAGCGAUGUACUGAUGGAAAAAACCGAGUGUCAGGGGCGGGCGAACGUGGCCGGGAAGAAUUGCGAGAACGACGACGUCGAGGGAGACGAAACUUUGACAGAAUACGCCAGCGAGGUUUUCUCGGCGCUGGGAAAAGUCAUUUUACCUGAAGAUUUUGCCGAGUACUUUCGAGCAGUUUUUCCCACGCUGGCAGAACGAUGCGCAAGUUAUUUUUCUCCCCGACGCGAUCGACCUUCUCGUUUUGUUGUUUUUAUUGUUCGACUCUUUUGCUGUCCGCAGAAAUCGAAGAAACGGGAGGCUCGGAGGUCAAUGGCGGUUGGUAUGAUCGCGAAGUGCAUGUCCGGCUUGAAGCACGCGUCGGGAGCGUUCGUCGAGCAGCUUUUGCCGCUGUUUUAUCAGUCUUCGUCGGACGAGUGCAGGUGCGUGCGUCACAAUGCUUUUUGGGGCUUGGGCGAGUUGGUUUUGCACUCGAAGGAAGCGAUGUUCGGUCGUUACGAGAGCGUCCUGUCACUCACUGAAACGGCGUUGGCUCGCGAGACCGAAGCUGGUCCUCGCGACAAUAUGAUCGGCCUGAUUGCUCGGAUGAUUAUCACCAACUACUCGAUACUCGAGAUAAAUCGAGUGUUUUCAUUGUUCGUCGAAAAGCUACCGCUGCGACAAGACUUCGUCGAAUACGAGGCUGUCUUUGCCGCUGUAUCAACACUUUUUCGAGCCAAUCACGAAAUCAUCAAACCCGCACAGCUUCGGGACCUUCUGAAGCUCGCCAUCGACGUACUUUACGAUGACAAAGCGCCCAAUGACGAAACACGCGAGACGAUAAUAGGCUUCGUGAAAUCAGUUAAUCGCGAUUUCAGCGAAAUCUACAACGCGGUACACUCUCAACUGCCGCCCAAAGUAGCGACGAAUUUGAUGCACAUUCUUUCCUGAUACGGCCUCCGAAGAUUUUUGCGUCAAGAGUCAAUUUUUUUUUUCUAUCACGCACGAUAUUCCAAGUUCCCAGUCACUGGUCCUAAUCCCACGGUUUAUUUGUAAAGAAAACUAUCGAAUAAAGCACUGAGCGACGGACUA
Venturia canescens is the source of this 2891-nucleotide messenger RNA. RefSeq names its product importin-4-like. Gene Ontology annotation, biological process: protein import into nucleus. Gene Ontology annotation, cellular component: nucleus; cytoplasm. The transcript has 8 exons. Gene Ontology annotation, molecular function: small GTPase binding; nuclear import signal receptor activity. NCBI's taxonomy places the organism in Eukaryota, Metazoa, Arthropoda, Insecta, Hymenoptera, Ichneumonidae. Bases 513 to 2750 code for a protein of 745 amino acids. The record is from RefSeq and is a predicted model, not a curated record.